Messenger RNA from Tetrapisispora phaffii CBS 4417, 1809 nucleotides. RefSeq names its product Nrd1 complex RNA-binding subunit (gene NRD1). Bases 1 to 1809 code for a protein of 602 amino acids. Gene Ontology annotation, molecular function: RNA binding. The transcript has a single exon. Lineage: Eukaryota; Fungi; Ascomycota; Saccharomycetes; Saccharomycetales; Saccharomycetaceae. The record is from RefSeq and is a predicted model, not a curated record.
AUGAGCGAAGUAGGAGAUUUUCAAGACUUUGUAACUACCUUGGAAUCCUUCAGAGAUUUAAAAUCAGGUAUUUCAGGUUCUCGUAUUAAAAAAUUAACAACGUAUGCACUUGAAAAUGUUAACGAUGGUGAAAAAAUAAUGAAUGUAAUAAUUAAUUAUUCAAAGACCUGUCCACCUAGUCACAAAUUGGGUUCUUUAUAUAUAAUUGAUUCUAUAGGCAGAGCUUACUUAGAUGAAAAAAGAGCAAAAGAUGAAAUUAUUAAUUCAGAGGCUAAACAUGGUAGUUUUGCACAUGCAUUGUAUAUCUUAGGUCAAGUCAUUGAAUCGUUGAUAAUUGAAGCAACUGAAAAGAGUAUUGAAGAUAAUAAAGAUAAAAUCCGUACAUUAAUUGAUAUUUGGGAUAGAGCAGGCUUAUUUAGAAAAGAUAUUUUAAAUUCAGUAAGGGCAAAAUGUUUUUCAAUGAAUGUAUACCAAAAUAAUACUCCUCAUAGUAAUACUAAUGAGAUCACUAAUAAUGUCAAAGUUGCUUCUCUUUCUACCGGUCAAAAUGAUCAAAUUUUGCCAGAAGAUAUUAAGGAUAGAUGCAUCGCUAUUUUAGAUAACUUGAAACCCUUGCCAGUGGUUCCAGAUGUUGAGCUGCCAGAAAAACUUUCAUCAUCUGAUUUAUCGGAACAACAAAUAGCAUUAUUUCAAUUACUGAGUAAUAUCCACCUUCAAACUAGCGGUCCUGUAGUUAGCAGUACCAGAGACAACAACAACGUAGCUGGACAUGUCACAACCGAAUAUGGUAGUAGAAGAGAUAGAGAAAGAGAAAGAGAGUUCACCAACAAAAGAACUAGAUCCAAAUCUCCACCUCAACAACAUAAAAGAAAACAAAAUUACGGGCAAGAUUACAGUAACAAUAAUACCCACAAUUCUCAUAAUUCUCAUAACAGUAAUACCAACAGUAGCAGUAGUAGCGCUAAUCAAAAUAAUAAUCAUCACCUAUAUCCAGAUGAACGGAAUGUGCAAUCUAAUCAGCAUUAUAGACAAAACACUGUAUCUUAUGACCCCAGUAUUCCUCCAGAUUGUGUUAAAGUUCUAAGUCGUACUUUAUUCAUUGGUGGUGUUCCUCCAACUAUGAGAGAAUGGGAUUUAGCUAAUGCUAUGCAACCAUUUGCUGCAGUUCAAAGUGUAAUUCUAAAUAAUGCCAGAAAGCAUGCCUUUGUAAAAGUUUAUUCAAGACAAGAAGCUGAAAAUGCGUUAGCACAUUUCAAUAAGGAUGGGGCAUUGCCUCUAAGAACACGUUGGGGUGUGGGUUUUGGCCCAAGAGACUGUUGUGAUUAUCAACAUGGUUACAGUAUUAUCCCACUCCAUAGAUUAACGGAUGCGGAUAAAAUGUGGUCCACUUCUGCUCAAUGGGGUGGUACCAAUAACGAGCCAUUGGUUCCGGGUAUAGUAUUUGAAGAACCUGAUAUCAAUAUCAGUGAAGGUGUUUCCUCUAAAUCAAUUUCUUAUAAAGUCCCCUCCGAUAGCAUAAGAAGUCAACAGAACUAUCAAAAUGUGAUGCACCAUCAUCCACAGCCACCACAACAGCAACAGCAACAGAUGAUGUAUGGUGGUUACCAAGAUACUAAGUAUAACAAUAAUAACUUUAUGCCUCCACCACCACCACAACAACAAUACAACCAACAUAUGCCUCCACAGCCUCACAUGCCUCACAUGCCUCCACAGCCUCACAUGCCUCCACAACAGCAACCACAAGGAUUCGAUCCAACAGCACAGCUGAAUUCACUAAUGAGCAUGUUAAACCAACAACCACCUCGUUAA